GGAAAGGAGUUCUGUUUUGGAGUGAACAAUGAGCAAUACCGGUGUGAGAUGGGCUACUGCUGCGGGGAGACCGAGUGCUGCACUUACUACUAUGAGCUGUGGUGUAUGUUCAUUGUCCUCUAUUCUCUCCUCUCUUUUUCUGGCACCACUCAGUCCCUAUUUCCUCCCCCGUUCCCAUAUUUAUUUUCUGACGAUUUUUCCAUUACUUAUUCUUCAUGAUAGGAAUCUCUGAAUUUGUCACUUUGUUUAAUUGAGUCACUAAUUUGACAGUUAAUCAUGUUUUGGUGCUGAAAUCAAUAACGUUUAACCUAAUUAGCAUAGGUCAAAAGGAGUCGAUGGAGAAUGUAACUAUGUGAUUGUUUUGUGCAAGUGUAAUAGAUGUUAAUCCUACUCUCCUUGCUUUGUGUUUAGUUUAAUAAAUCACCCCAGCCAGUGGUCCCAGUUGAUCGUUAUUUAUUAUCUGUGAUUAAAUAGGAAACGGCAUGUUAGUUGUGAUGUUGAUGGCUGUCUGGUAAGAUCUGUAGCAUGAAAACAACUGUUAGCAGUGAGCUUAUGUGACCAUUACAUUGGUGCAUGCUAGCUAACACUCUUAUACAGCAAUCAUAUACCAAAGCACAUCCCAGGAAGCUCCUCAAUCCCUAACAGGUACCAUAUACCCACACAUGUAUAAAUCAGGAAUGUACAGCAAACUUGUACACAUUGUAAAAUAUAAAAAUAGAAUACAGUAUUCAGAACGUGACCUACCCUUUGCAUCACAUUUUCAUACUGGGGAGACCUAACGUUCUCAAUCUUCCCCUAUCUGCAAGCGGCGCCAAUAACAACACGCCUUAUUGUCAUCGGAAUUGAACCAACCAAUAAGAGUGCUUGAACAUUAAAUACACAUUUCUUUAGAGGCAAGUGGAAACAUAACCAACCCUGUUACACAGGGUUCUGGCUGGUGUGGACCCUCAUCAUAAUGCUGAGUUGCUGCUGUGCCUACCGUCACCGUCGGGUCAAGAUGCGGCUGCAGCAGGAACAGCGCCAGCGCGAAAUCAGCCUUAUGGCCUACCAGGGCGCUUCCAGCUCUUUCAUCUCCCCUCCACCCCUCAACUUGAGUGAGUCUUUUAGCUCCCACGGGACACUUAUUGCCCCCAUCUGCACUGGGCUGGAAGCCUCCAAACCCUACAGCCCUGAAAUUACUUCACCACCUGUCCCUCUGAGUUAACUGUUUACAAUAACUAGGCCUGGUGGUUGCAGAUGGUUCUUAGCAGAUUCAGAACCACAUCUGACAAUGAGUUAAUUAGUUAAACACCAGCUAACCCUAUCGAGACUGGUAAGAUGGCUGACUCCUGUGUUUUUUUUGUAUUUACUCCCAGGGUUCUGGACAGACUGCAAGCUUCCUGACUAUGAAGAGGUGGUGGGUCAUCCCCCGACUCCCCCUCCACCUUACUCCGAGAUCCCCCCAGGGACCACCCCUGCCAUCCUACUGCCCCCCAUCCAAUCAGAAGCUGCCGUGGUGCUGGAGCCCCCAAUAGAGGACAUUCCAAGAGAGGAGCAGGCCUCUAGUUCCUCAGCAGACCAGGAAUCUGCGUCUGCGCCCAGCCAAUCAGAACGACCGCUGGAGGAGGAGCUGAUGACCCGGCGCAGGCAUGUGACGGGCGACUCGGGGAUCGAGGUGUGUGUUUGCCAACUGGACGAGGGCUCUGGGCCGGAGGAGGACGAGGAGCGGGUGUGUCAGGGGGCCAGGGGGGACUGCUGCUCUGCCUCUGAGCACCACCACAACAUCAGACACAAAGAGAGAACCCCUGAGCCUCAGCCCAAGGGCCAGACCACCAGCACCGGAGACCGCCUG
Messenger RNA from Coregonus sp. 'balchen', 1831 nucleotides. NCBI's taxonomy places the organism in Eukaryota, Metazoa, Chordata, Actinopteri, Salmoniformes, Salmonidae. The record is from the annotation of a GenBank genome assembly.